Didymodactylos carnosus is the source of this 804-nucleotide messenger RNA. NCBI's taxonomy places the organism in Eukaryota, Metazoa, Rotifera, Eurotatoria, Philodinida, Philodinidae. The record is from the annotation of a GenBank genome assembly.
AUGAAAAAUAUCCAAUUGAAAUAUAAUCGUGUCGGUAAAACAAUAUUCUGUUCACAAUGUAAUAGGAAAUUUCAAUCAACUGGUAAAUUUAUGAAACAUAUCUAUGCCAAGCAUUCUCAAAGUAUUUUUGGCAGAGCAACUCCUGAACUAAAACCUCUUCCAGAUCGACUCACGUGCUCAAAAAAAGAACAGUUCAAAACCGUACAACACAUAAACAAUAAUGAACAAAUGAAUAACUCCGUAAAUUCAUUGUUUGAAAGCUUCAAUUGUGCCGAGAUAUUUCAAGUACCUACUGUUAACAAUACUAAUUUGGAAGCAGAACAUGUUCAGUAUGCCAUAAAGGAAAGCAAUGAUCAUAUUGAAACAUUUUCUUGUUGGCAAUGUACAAGAGAAUUUCAAUCUGCUGAUGUUCGCGCAGAAGGUGAAGAUGAACAUCAUUGUAUCGAUAACGAAUGGCGAUGCCAAAAUGGUGCUUGUGUUCCAGUAUCACUCGUCAAUGAUCAUGUUCUCGAGCAAUUUUGUAUGGAUGAGUCAGACCAUCCAUUUAAGAUAGGCUCGCUUGAUUCAUUAAGAUCGCAGUGCGCAAAUUCACCAGAUAUUGAAUGUGAAGAACAGGCAUGUACAUUCAUAUUUAUGCCACAUUUUGCCGGUGGUGAUGGGCAAUGUAUCAGGUGGACCCCACCAUCAACCGUAGCUCAAUGUAUCAAUGGACGCGACGUUCAGUUUACUCGACAUUUACUCAACAGUAUUCGUGUUGAUUUACUGGAGACAUGCUGGUUUGCUAACAUCUACAACCUACAAUAG